This is a messenger RNA of Cladophialophora bantiana CBS 173.52, 1908 nucleotides long. RefSeq lists its product as uncharacterized. The transcript has a single exon. NCBI's taxonomy places the organism in Eukaryota, Fungi, Ascomycota, Eurotiomycetes, Chaetothyriales, Herpotrichiellaceae. The coding region runs from base 1 to 1908 and encodes 635 amino acids. The record is from RefSeq and is a predicted model, not a curated record.
AUGUCUGUCACUCCGCUUUCAGAUCGAAAGGCCAUGGUCAACUAUGCCAUUGACCUGCUUAGAGCCCAUCAAAUUCGCCGAGAAAAUGUAUUCCUGCACGAGCAGCUCAAGACCUGUGCCAAAGAGCUUGCCACUUUGCGUGACGAGGUGAGAGACCUGAGAGCAAAUCAAAUGGCUACCGUCAAAAAGGAGAUCGAGCCCAUGAAGGUAUCAAUCGAUAUCAACGCUAAAAAAGCUGUUGCUCUCAUGGACAGGCUUGACUCCCAACUCAACGAGCAGGCCCGAGAGCUAGAGCAGUCACACAGAGCAAUGCAAACCGAGACUUCAAAUAUCAGAGCUUCUUGUCGCAAGAGACAGGAAGAUGAACGCGCACAAAGGGCCGUUAUCGAGAAGCAGCUUGAAGCAGUACGUACUGAUUGUGAGAACCUAGCUAGUGUCCAACAACAACAAGCUCGACGCACCCUAGCUUCACUUGAGACUCUGCAAAGCGCUCUCGAUGGCAAGGCAGAUGUUGCGGUCAUGGAAAUGCUGGAAACCCGCGUAAAUGAGUUUUCAACUCGCCGAAAUGCCGCUGCUGUUGUGGCCGACUCGGUCAGCCACAUUUCAGAUACUCUGGAGCGCAGGUGCCAUCCUCUUGAGCCAGGUAACCAUGACCAACAUAUCCUAUCUGACGAAAGCGCAGCUGACCUCUUUGCAGCAGGUAAGUUGGCCCAGGUACAGGAUUCUCAACAUGGAAACCAUGAGGGCCCUGAACCGCGAGAGACGACAGUCCCAGAUGAUCUCGAUCUCGACGCCAACGCACACACGAUCAGCUAUGCUGGCCACUGCUACAGCGAACCGGCACACAACGACUCUUUGAAGAUGUUGUCACCGCCCACAGUAGAGGCCACUCAGCUCGCCGAGAUCAAGACCCUCCGACAGAGGAGAUUUGACGGCUGGGAUUCCUACUACAACCAGGGUCAGAACAUUGUCGAAGCCUUGCCACGUCAAUUUGAGGGAACAAUCGUCCACAACUUUGUGAACGGACUCUUCAAGGAAAGCCAUAGAAAGCAAUGUCAGCAGUGGCUCGACUCAAGUGGAUGGACUUGGGCCAACGUUACCACCUUUGGUAACCUGUGCUCCCAACUUUUCGCCGACAAUGCAACCAAAGCAGGGAUGGACACAGAAACUUUGGUACAUCCAAAAGGGAUAGGUGCAGUGCUUGCCGCAGUUGGCAAGUCGGGGCGGGAUACAGGCGCUGCGAAAAGCAAGAAAAGUAGCAAAGGCGAACUUCGACAAGUCAACGUCGAUGUGCCGCUGCGGCGAAGUCAACGGGUAGCCGAAAAACAAGGUCUUAAUGCUGGCCAUGCAGGAAAACAGCCCGAGCUCACGUCAAUACAAGGUUAUUUUGCUCACCGUGUCGAACGGGACAAGGGUCAAGAAUCGAAGCCUAAGAACCAAGCUGGCAAUGAAUGUCCCAAAACGCAGAACCGGCCACAAUCCGACAAUCCCACCGAACGGCGAGCCGGUAUGCGAGAAUCUGAAACGGCAGGUGUAGAGCUCCCCAAGAUGAUGGACAAGGGUCGAUCGACAAAAGGCACAGCAGUCCCAACAGAGAGUCGCAAAAGCCACAAGAGAAAGGCUGCCCGGGUUGAAGUUGGACAUUACUCAAAGCGACUGAAAUCCCGCUCGAAGGCUAGGGUUGGAGACGAUCACGCCAUUUCAAUCCCUCAACUUGUGUCAUUUCGCGGAGGCAUCGCAAAGUCAGUGGAAGAGAGCAGUAACGACGAAGGGUUUUUGUAUGAUGGGAAUCUUUCCAAGCCUUCGGUUUCCACGACAGCACGUCAACCAAGAGGACACAAAAAGAGACGACUGCCUCUGCCACCGCCGCCAGAGAUCCCUAUUCUACCUACUACAGACGAAGAGUAG